AAGGGCGCCUGGUGAGAAUCACGUCAAGUCAUCAUCAUCGCGUAUCCAAUGCAACAGCGGCAUCGACUCUUCCCCUCUGUUAAUUUGGGCAGCAUCAGCACAAAGUCCGACUCAUCAGCGAGUUCCAAUUGGUCACUAUUCUUGGGGCUGUUGUGUUACCAUCAUACUUCCAUAAAAGUUAGCUCCGGUGUGGAUCUGGAGCUUGUCAGUGUUGUUUUUUCAACCUAGAGUUUACAGGGCGACAACAGAACUUACAUGAAGAUACAACGAUAUUCUUUUUAUCAUAAAUCGGGCCUUUUCUUUUGAUGUUACGACUACAAUAACAGUUGCUAAGCGACGAUGGAGAUUUCGUCAGAUGAAAACGGCUAUGAAAGCCUGGAUGAUACUCAACUAGAGAAUGACAAUGGUGAAAGAGCCAAUGAUUCGGUUCAUCCAGAUUCAGCUCCCAGGUAUACAGUUCCUUCUCGCGCCAUUGGUGCUGUAGAAAUCCCUGCUGUGGUUGAAAACAUCGACCGUACUGUCAAGGCGUUCGGUCGAGUACCGAAUCUCCAACAUGUCAUUGAUGCAGGGAGAAAUUCGAUUCCUCUCUAUUUGACACCAGAGAUACCCUUCUGCAAGCCCAUUAUGUCACAUAAUGCCCGCAGUCAUAAUGUCGUGUUGAAGAUCACUGUUCCAAAACGAACUGGGCGUAAGCGCAAGCGUGGUACUGAUGGACCAUGGGAAGGAGAUGUUGAAAUCAACGACGCUGAGGAUCAGCCGCAAGAAAAUGACAGAGUCUCGUCUUACGCCAGAUUAGACGAUCCCAAAGUAUUGCGCCGAACAAUGGCAGACAAUGUCGACAAGUAUCAGGUCGAAGCAGUUGGUGUUAUCCGGAACACACAUCGAUUUCGUGGACUUGCAGACUUUUACUGGGAUAUGUCCAAAUCGUCAUUUGCGCAACAAUAUGUGGACAAGGUUCUCCCUGGAGAUGUUGAAAAGAUCAAAGAGUUCAAGUUCCAGCCCGGAACUGACAAAGGACCAAAUGUCGAUAUUCUACCACCACCUAUGUUUACACACAUGAGCCUCCCUUUCAACUACCAAUACUCACAGAACCCUUACGUUCGUGCCACUGAAGAUGGCGGUACAGUCAACACUACAGCCGUGAAGCAAGUCGGUUAUUUCAUUGGCGCAGAAGACCCUGCACCAGCUGGACCUCAACUCGAACCCGAUAUGACCGAUCCUAGAAUGGUGGAAAUUAUGGCUGAACUCGAAGCGGCCUUCGACGAGCGGCCAGUGUGGACACGGCGGUCUUUACUCAAUCACCUUGGAGGCAAACUCAAGAAUUGGAACGAACUCAAAAAGUAUCUCAACUACGCAGCUUAUCAGUUCAAGGGAGGGCCAUGGAGAGAUGGUGUGGUUCCUUAUGGUAUCGAUCCACGAACUGAUCCCAAGUAUCGAACCUAUCAAACUCUUAUGUUUAAGCUUCCCAAGCAGAAGCGUGCCCAACGCGGUCAGACGUGGAAAUCUCUACGCAAGGUCCAGAUGGGCCCAUUGAAGGAAUUUCUAGAGGAGCUCUCGGAAAGCCACGUUUUUGACGGCGACACCUUUCACACUGACGGUAAAGUGUGGCAAGUAUGCGAUAUUACCGACCCACUGCUCAAAGAUCUUCUUGAGAAUGCUGCUAUCCGUCCCGAAUGGGACCCAAGCAGCGGAUGGUAUCACGGAGGUCUUUGGGCAAAGGUCAAAGCCAUCAUGAAGACAAAGCUUGUUGCCAUUCAAUUCGAUCGGCACCUUACGCGAGAAGAUUUCGCAAUGACGCUACAAGCAGGAGACGAAACUCCCAUGCGAUCCAAUCAAGCAACGUUCCAUCUCCCUCUGCCUAAUCUACGUCUCACCGACGAAGAGCUUACGCAACUUCGCGGGCGGCAACCAACAAAGAAGAACAAGCAUAAAGGUUACAGCGUGCGUGUCAGGGACCCCAACGCAGGACCAAAGCGUGCUCCAGCUGAGGAAACCCGCGCGGCUGAGCGGGGAGAAGAAGAGGCUAGGAUAUUGGAGGAGAUGGGAUCCGGAAAUGAAGAUUCGGAUGAUGAGGAUUCAGGGAAUGACGAAGAUGGUGACAUGACAGCUGUACAGGACGAGGACAUAGACAGAGAGAUGAUGUAUGGAUGAGAGGCCAAUACGGUUACCAGAAAUAGUAUCGAGCAAAUAAUAUCCAAUUGCAGCAUGCAGUCAGCUGUAAACCAGCAAAGGGGAAACGCACUCAUCAAACAAUUCCCUGUCACGAUUGUGCUUGU
This is a messenger RNA of Fusarium verticillioides 7600, 2276 nucleotides long. RefSeq lists its product as hypothetical. The coding region runs from base 340 to 2151 and encodes 603 amino acids. The transcript has 3 exons. The record is from RefSeq and is a predicted model, not a curated record. Gene Ontology annotation, cellular component: transcription factor TFIIIC complex. Gene Ontology annotation, biological process: transcription initiation at RNA polymerase III promoter. Lineage: Eukaryota; Fungi; Ascomycota; Sordariomycetes; Hypocreales; Nectriaceae.